Messenger RNA from Owenia fusiformis, 1046 nucleotides. NCBI's taxonomy places the organism in Eukaryota, Metazoa, Annelida, Polychaeta, Sabellida, Oweniidae. The record is from the annotation of a GenBank genome assembly.
AACUGGAGGUAUUGUGAGUUGAUACAUGUACGAGUAAGUGAGUGAAAGCGGCAUAAUUAGUUCAGCUUCAGUGUACUGCAUAUACAGUUUCAGAGAGAAACCAACACAACCAAUGAUUGGCUGACUUCAAAAACAUCCUGAAACAAUUCGAAGAAUUAGGGAUGUUAUAGAUAAAUUGAGGAAGCUUCAAAAUGUCACAUAAUGCUGAAGAUGUCUGUUCCCAUAAUGCAUCAGGGAAGAUGCUGAAAAGUGUACUAUCCUCAAUGGUUAUACUCUGGCUAGGAGGAUGCAUAGAGAGACAUGAAGCCACAGUCAGCAAUGAUUGCAUGAGGUGCAUAUGCAAGUUAGAGGGAUGUGACAAUAACCUUGGGUCCUGUAACCUAGAUGUGGGAACAUACUCCUGUGGUCCAUAUCAAAUCAAAGAACCUUACUACAUUGACUGCUAUUCACCUGGAGCAGGAUGGGAAGCAUGUGCACAGUUCAGGAACUGUUCAGAGCGUUGUGUACAAAGUUACAUGUCACGAUAUAGCUCAAGCUGUACAACAGCAACAACAGAUUGUGAACGUCAUGCAAGACAACAUAAUGGAGGCCCCAAUGGAUGCUCAAACCCAAAUACUCUGUGGUAUUGGAACUGGGUAAAAGAAUGCAUAGGUGACCUGACUUGUACUGAUCAGGCAGGAGAAUGUAAGGACGUGUCAGAAGGCUGCCUGGGUGGAGCAUUCCAAAGUAACCUAUGUAGCGGAGGUGUCAAUCGUAAAUGCUGCAUCUAUAAUGAUGGAGCAUGCACUAAUAGCAGUGGUACAUGCUUCUAUAGUACCAAGAAGGAUUGUGUUGGGGGAGAAUUUGAAAGUGGACUUUGUGGAGGUCCAGCGGAACGUAAGUGUUGCGUGAGAGACGACUCAAAGUGUGAAGCAUUGGGUGGUGUAUGUCGGGAUACGUCACUCGGGUGUGACUAUGGUGUUUUCACAACUGGCAAUUGUGAUGGACCAGCUUCAAGAAAAUGCUGUGGACCUCGACCAGAAAAUUAAAACUCACAACAGAAUUAA